Cylindrotheca closterium is the source of this 540-nucleotide messenger RNA. The record is from the annotation of a GenBank genome assembly. NCBI's taxonomy places the organism in Eukaryota, Bacillariophyta, Bacillariophyceae, Bacillariales, Bacillariaceae.
AUGAUGAACGCUGGCCGAUCCUUUGCAACCAACACCUUCCGAAGAUGUGCUUCACCUCGUCCCACCCAGAAGGCUGCAUAUUCGUCCGCUCCUUCACCAGUAGGAUCCCCUACCAGCUUGAUGUCGAUGACUACCUACGGUGGCCUUGCUGGCUUUAUCGCAGCGGCGGCAUUGACAGAGAAGGAUACCACCAGAUGCGAUUCCAACUUGACUAAGCGUCGGUUGACUUCCAUGCUCCAGCACCAACGAGUGAAUGACAAGUCUAGAUCCAGCGAGAAGGUAAUUUCCCUACGAGGCGUGGACCUAAAGCAGGUUUCGAAUGAGACUACCGAAGGCCUCAUCGACGACUUGAAGAAUGGAGCCAACUUGGAUAAAGAGAGCUUGUUGAUUCUGUUCACCAUGAGAAGACGCUUGUCUCCCAAAACAGCCGAGAAGUUGAUUGAUGCUCUCAACAAUGGAGCCAACUUUGACCAGGAAAGUCUCAUCAAACUAGUCAGACUUCAAUUGACUCCUGGCCCCUUUGGACCAAAGAAAUGUUGA